AUUAUUUGAAAUUAUCUAGACACAAUAUAAUAUCGUGUUAUACAUGGUAAAAGAAUUUAUAUCAAACUUCAACAUCUACAAACAGUCCUUUAAAGGAUUCGCUAUUGUUCUUCAAAAAAUGCAACAUCGGAUUCAUCAUGGAUGGGUUUUCUCGUAUGUAAAUGAUUAUUCGAAUGUAAAAUAACACUUUUGUAAGAAUAUUUUACACUAACGAAUCGUGCGACGAAACGUUACAGCAAUAAUUAUGCAUCAUGUCGAACGUAAUAACUGAUUGUCAAUAUCAAUCAGUUUCGAUGAAAAAGCAUACAACAAUGAUCAAUGACAGUGACGUUGACAGCUGGAAGACGGAAUCCGAUUCUAAUGAAUCUGAUCAAAGGGAAAUUGGUCUCGUCGAUCAUCGCGCAAAUUACGAUAGAACUCAAGAAAAUGUGGCGAAAACCUCGAGUUCCGGCCCCGAGAUUCGGUACAUCAACCCUGCCAUUUAUACGGAGUCUGUCGGCGAAGAGGAACACGACGACGUGACGCAGAUUCAUAGAUCUGAUGAGAAUGAUCGAUAUUGUAACGGAAAUAUAAUCAACACGAAUCACGAUGAUUCCGAGUCUUCGACGAUUGAUCUACCCUCCAUGAAGAAUGCGAUCGAACAUCCGGUACAGAACGGUACAGGACGGAGCACCUAUAGAUGUUACUCGACAUCCUUACCAGAUACCGCAUUGUCUUCCGAAUCGUUCACCGUUCGAUCCGUGGAUGAUCAAUCAUGCAGGAGGACCGCGCGAAUAGAACGACGGUGCAAGAUCAACAGCGUUUCGACGAAUGUCGAUCAGAAUGAAGAGACGACGAAACGAGACCAAUAUCGCGAAAGUCAUUCGAACAACCGCCAAGUCGUGCGAAUUUCUAUGACGUCGCUCUCGACCGGUCCAAGCGUCGACGAUUGCCAGGUGUCAAAUGGUGCCGAUGGUAAAAGAAUCGGCCAUUCGGAAUGGAUCCGUAGGAAGGACGAGGCCUCGCAACGCAGGAAGGAAGAGGAGGAACGCGCGGCGAAGAAGCGACAGGAGGAGGAGGAGAGAAUGGCGCGAGAAAAGGAAGCAAAGGCGCGGCUGGAAAAGGAAAACUUUCUCAAGUGGAUAGAGAGGAAGAGGCAGCAGGAGCUCGAGAGGAAAGCGAUCCUCGAGAACGAAUUGGAAUUGCAAAGACGUUUGAAGGAGAUCGAGGAUAAGGCCGCCGUCGCGAAGACUUUGUACCUUCGUCAGUGGAUUCAGAGGAAGAAGGAGGAGCAAAAGACUCGACAUAAGGAGCAGGAGAUGAGACGGAAGAAGAUGGCCGAGGAACGCGAGAGACGGCUGGAGCAGAGUUCCAAGGCUUACGAGAAGUGGAGAGAGAACUCCAAGAAUAAACCCAAGCCCGCUACACAAGGAUUACUUCCUCAUCAGAAAGCGAAACCAGCGUAUGUAAAUCCGAUUCCGUGGCAAUCGAUCCUGGAAAUCGAUUCCGACGAAGCGCAGGAGAAUACGUUCAACGAUAAAAAGGGGAAUCACUUAAAGAUGAGCAGCAGGAAAACGAUUGCAGCGCAUGAGUGAUCGCGAGAAAUCUGGAAGAAUCUUUCACGAGACCCAACUCUUGUAUUCCAAGUAUCUUUAACGUAACAAAUUAAAAGGUAUUUGCGAAAA
This is a messenger RNA of Nylanderia fulva, 1664 nucleotides long. RefSeq lists its product as uncharacterized. NCBI's taxonomy places the organism in Eukaryota, Metazoa, Arthropoda, Insecta, Hymenoptera, Formicidae. The record is from RefSeq and is a predicted model, not a curated record.